This is a messenger RNA of Diuraphis noxia (Russian wheat aphid), 392 nucleotides long. RefSeq lists its product as uncharacterized. NCBI's taxonomy places the organism in Eukaryota, Metazoa, Arthropoda, Insecta, Hemiptera, Aphididae. The record is from RefSeq and is a predicted model, not a curated record.
AUGCCGUUCAAAAAUAAAAUCAAUCGUGUUCUGAACCGCCUGCAUUCAAAAUCGGACAAUAAUUCCGAAGAAAUAUAUUAUUACGGUCACGAUAUAAAAGAGUUGAACCAGCUAAAAAAUAUGUACAAAAAAUGCAGAAUAUGUAGAAGUUGCUUGAAGUGGCCGUUUACGAAAAYCGUAAAAUGUCAAAAUUGUUUUUUGACCUGUCACGAGACUUGUAUAAAAUCGAUAAUGUGUCCGUUAGGAGAAAAAUCUGACGAUCGACCCAUGAACAUAUUCGAAUCUGAAGUUUAUACUGGACAACCUUGGAGGAUGGAGGACCAUCAUUGCGGUUCAUACAAUAAUAUAAUAUUAUUAUAAUAGUCCUCAAGAUCUAUAGCAGCCGUCCGGAA